Molecule: messenger RNA, 1778 nt
Organism: Lagenorhynchus albirostris (white-beaked dolphin)
Lineage: Eukaryota; Metazoa; Chordata; Mammalia; Artiodactyla; Delphinidae
Product: cytochrome P450 2C23-like
Exons: 9
Coding region: 68-1354 (428 amino acids)
Biological process (GO): xenobiotic metabolic process
Cellular component (GO): intracellular membrane-bounded organelle; cytoplasm
Molecular function (GO): heme binding; oxidoreductase activity, acting on paired donors, with incorporation or reduction of molecular oxygen, reduced flavin or flavoprotein as one donor, and incorporation of one atom of oxygen; iron ion binding
Source: RefSeq, a predicted model, not a curated record
GGAUCCCAGAUCACUGUGGUCUUACAUGGAUAUGAGGCGGUGAAGGAAGCUCUAAUUGAUCAAGGUGAUGAAUUCCUUUACAGAGGACAUAUUCCAAUUAUUGACGAUACCCAGAAAGGAUAUGGUCGUGAUAUGCAAAGAGGCUAAACAAUGCACCAAAUUUGCCACAAGCUUGAUUGUUUUAGGAAUCUUUUUCAGUAAUGGAAACAGGUGGAAACAAAUGCGACGCUUCUCCCUCAUGACCCUGAGGAACUUUGGGAUGGGGAAGAGGGGCCUCGAGGAGAGGGUCCAGGAGGAGGCCCAGUUUCUGGUGGAGGAGCUCAGGAAAACAGAGGCUCAGCCCUUGGACCCUGUCUUCAUCCUCUCCUGUGCUUCCUGCAACGUGAUCUGCUCCGUCCUCUUCAAUGAGCGUUUCCACUACAACAAUAAGACGUUACUCUCCCUGUUGAGUGUGUUAAAUAAAAAUUUUAAUCGAAUAAGCUCUCCCUGGAACCAGAUUUACAAUCUAUGGCCAAAACUCAUAAAGCAUCUCCCUGGAGAGCACAAAGCAUUCUCAAAAAGGCUUAAUGAUGUUAAAUAUUUUAUUCUGGAAAAAGUGAAGGAGCAUCAGAAGUCCCUGGAUCAUAAUAACCCUCGAGACUACAUUGACUGUUUCCUCAGCAAGAUGGAGCAGGAGAAACAGAACCCAGAGUCUGAAUUUCACUUGGAGAACUUGACAACCUGUGGAUCAAAUCUGUUUUCAGCGGGAACAGAGACAACCAGUCUCACUCUGAGCUAUGGGUUCCUGCUCCUAAUGAAAUACCCUGAGGUUCAAGCCAAAGUUCAUGAAGAAAUUGACCGUGUAAUUGGAUGCAGCCAAAGCCCCUGCAUGAAGGACAAGAUAAAGCUGCCCUAUACAGAGGCCGUGCUUCAUGAGAUACAAAGAUACAUCACCCUCCUUCCUUCUAACAUGCCCCGUACUGUGGCCCGGGAUACGAAAUUCAGACAGUACUUCAUCCCUAAGGGCGCUACUGUAUUGCCAUUACUGUCUUCGGUCCUGUACGAUUGCAAGGAAUUUCCCAACCCAGAGAAGUUUGACCCAGGUCACUUUUUGGAUAAAAAUGGCAGCGUCAGGAAAACAGAAUACUUCGUGCCUUUUUCCAUGGGGAAACGGGCAUGUGUUGGAGAGGGCCUGGCCCGCGUGGAGUUGUUCCUGUUUCUCACCACCAUUCUGCAAAACUUUGUCCUGAAGCCCCUGGGGGAGCCAAAGGACAUAGAGACCAAACCCAUUGUUACCGGGUUUAUCAACAUCCCACAACCCUAUAAGCUGUGCUUUAUCCCUAGACAAAAGAACGUUUCUCUUUUAACAAUUUAAAUCAAAGUAAUUGCUUUUUCCUCUCAUUCCUUCUCCCACCCCAUAGUCUCUUUUCAUUUUAAAUACUGCUAGGACAGAAACACUACUCGCUAAAAGCUUGAUGGACAUUUGUUUAAACCUACAAAUCCCUUGCCAAAAAGGAUCUGGGUCCUGAAAACGCCAAGGGUAAAACAAUAUACUUAUAUCCUAUAGAGUACUUUAUAAACCAUGAUCCAGCCAAACCAGGCCCAGGCCCACAGAAGGCCUUUACUGAGACAAUUGGCAAAUAGUGGAGCCUUCACUCUCUCUGUGGCUUUGGAGAUAUGCUGAUUUUCUAUAGCUUUUCAAAAUAGAGAAAUUAAUAUAAUGGCCUGUGUGUAUUUUUUCCUAUUUCCAAUGGAAAGCACUUACAUGAUUUCUGCCACAUUCACAAAAUAAAUCCUUU